GCCGUAGAAUGGGAGCACGGGGAUCCCCAACGCGCUUGAGGGUGGCUGCUCCUUCAUCUCCGCCCUUCUUCCUGGCGGUGGCAUUCCUCGUGCCCUCUGACGCUCCUGGCUCCCCUCCUCAAGGUAUGAUCCUCUCGUACUUCCGAAUCCUCUUGUUAUUCGAUCCUUCCAUUUGUUCGGCUUAGAGUCGAUGUAAAUCCAAUCCGGAUCCGCUUCUCGUUGGCCGAGCAUGCUGUCGGAUUGAUGCCGCGGGGUAGUUGUCUAUCUAUGAUCGAGGGCGAAAAAUUCGACCUCGAAGGUGCUUCCUGGAGAAAGUUAGGGGUUUUCGCCCUUGUUCGAUGGGGAUUAAAGAUCGGCUAGUGCAUGGCUGACGAGCGAAGCGAGUUCUCUAUGAUCGAGGGACAAAAAUCCGAUCUUGGAGGUGUCUCCUGAUUCGAAUUAGGGCUUUUCGAACUUGUUCGGCGGGAGAUUCUUUGACAAGGAUAAAGAUGUUUGAGGGCCAAUCCGAUCUUGGAAGCGCCUCCUGAUUGGAAGUAGGGGGAAGCUUUGACAAGGUGAAAGAUUGGCUAGAGCAUGGCUGACGAGCGAAGCGAUAACGGCGGCGGGGUGGAUCGAAAUCUGUAUCUCAGUCUUCCUUCCUUGCCUCGAUUAGAAAACCGCGAUCUUGGCCCCGAACUGACCGUCAGCUCUGUGCGCUCGCCAUGGUCGCCCUUCGCCCACGCCUCUGCGCUUUACUCCCCAUCAAACGCGUUGUCAACGCCGGACCUACUUCCCGCCGAUCCCCUUCACGCUGCCGAUCCCGCCUUCGCGUACAACUUCUCUUCCUCUCAAGAGCCUAAUGCAGCUACUCCGGAAUCGCAGCCACUUGAUGGGCCCUCGACUGUACCUAAUGUUCUUGGGCACGAACCAUUCGCUCGGCCUUCGGCGCGCCACAGUGAUUCUCAAACUCCCAGCUCGCCGCCACCUCAAUCCUUCCCGAGAUCCGGACAUGGCCGAGUCGAAUCAGUCUCUGCACAUAUUCGUCUGAGUGAGCUCACAGCCGACGGUAAUGCGCUCUCCGUGCAACAGGAGCUCCGACAACACCCGGAGUACCGCUUCCAGUUGCUGAUAGAGCUGUUGCGAAAUCCAAGACCAGCCGCCAAUGCCCAGGGUUUCAAUUCCGAUGGGCAUUCCUUGACCAGCCCAGAAAGGUUACUGCAUGAUAUCAUGCAGCCCCAGAGAGCAAUGGAGGAUGCCAAAAAGGUUACAGAAGGCAAUGGCGUGGAGGACCUCGAGAAGAAAAAUGAAGGCAUCGCUGCUGCUAAUUUCGAGUGCAAUAUUUGCUAUGAACUCGCCAAGGCUCCGGUGGUUACUCCGUGUGGCCACCUGUAUUGCUGGUCUUGUUUGUACCAGUGGCUCCAUGCUCAUUCUGUAAACUCUGAAUGCCCUGUUUGCAAGGGUCAGGUGCUCGAAGUCAAUGUAACCCCAAUCUAUGGUCGCGGGGGCGAAGCAUCUAAAGAUGAUAAACAGCAUGGAUUUGGGGAAUCAAAUCUGAAAAUACCUCCUCGGCCGCCGGCUAAUAGAGUAGAGAAUUUGAGACUGCGGUCGUCGAGGGAAAGACUGGAAGAAGGUAUCGCAAACUCAUGGAGGAAUAAUGUGGAUGAGGAAACACAUGCUGGAAAUUGGCCAUUAAGGAGAAGGUAUGUAGCUGCACGAACGGUGGUCAGGAGAAGGCCGGCACAAAAUUUGCAGAGGGAAGAGGGGAGCGGGUCGAAUUCUGCCGGAGUCAUCUUGCGAGUAAAUGCAUCAUCGCACCCAGUUAUUCCGACUGUAAUUGUUCCCGGCGGACAAGCUGGAUUACCAUCUUCUUCUCGUAGUCCUGAACCCUCAAGGCACAGUGCAGGAUCAUCAGCUUCGAAUGCUAUUGCCGCACCCCUCGGAGGCACUGCCAUUGCUAGCCCUUCUGCAGAGCUCAUUACAGCAAUGUCAUCUAGCUCUGUCAGAGGAAGAGCAAGAGCGAGGAAUCCGACGUUGGCUUCCUCGAACGCCGGUGGUGUUCAUCAUACGCGGAGAAGGAUGCACUGACUGCCCCUCUUAUUUCUUUUGUUUUGAACUAGCUUGUCUUUCUUUAAGGGUUUAAUUGAACUACUUGGAAUUAUGUUGUAUACAAGUCUUUUCUGCAAGAAUCAGACGAUAAAUUGUUUAUACAAAGGCUUUAACUCGUUAAACUUA
This is a messenger RNA of Zingiber officinale, 2211 nucleotides long. RefSeq lists its product as uncharacterized. Lineage: Eukaryota; Viridiplantae; Streptophyta; Magnoliopsida; Zingiberales; Zingiberaceae. Gene Ontology annotation, cellular component: endoplasmic reticulum. The transcript has a single exon. Gene Ontology annotation, biological process: ubiquitin-dependent protein catabolic process. The coding region runs from base 574 to 2064 and encodes 496 amino acids. The record is from RefSeq and is a predicted model, not a curated record. Gene Ontology annotation, molecular function: ubiquitin protein ligase activity; ubiquitin-like protein conjugating enzyme binding.